Messenger RNA from Closterium sp. NIES-65, 2724 nucleotides. Lineage: Eukaryota; Viridiplantae; Streptophyta; Zygnematophyceae; Desmidiales; Closteriaceae. The record is from the annotation of a GenBank genome assembly.
AUGGAGUGGUUAACGAGCGCUGAGGGUCUGAAUGCCCGUCAGGAGCUGGAGGCGUCCGUUCGUGAGCACCACCCUCACUUGUGUGAUGAGGAGGUCGACCUCAUUGUGGAUGGUCGUCUACUACGCAUGGUUCGGGAGCGCGCGGCGGGGCAAGCACCUACGAGCAGCCAACAAGGAGGAACUGGUGAAGGAGGAGCUGUGCAUGAGGCUCCUAGAGCUGUGGGCAUUGGUGGAGGAGCUCUUGCACCAACCAUUGACACGGGAAUGAUCGGCACGAGCUAUGGCCAAUUCAAGUUUGGAGUUGAGCACAUCUCAGUGACGCCGCUGCUGGAGGGAAGGCACGACCUUACCGCGAAGGGAGACGAUGAGACAGCAGAAUCCUACUGCAAUAGGGCCCGCACCAUCCGAGCGGAGCUGCUGACCAUUGGACAGGAGGUCCACAUGGCCACGUUUGCUGCCCACGUGCUGAAGGGCCUACCACCGGAGUACGGAUUUCUUCGCCGCAAGCUCGAAAUUUCCAGCCCUGACAUGACGGUGGAACGCGUGUGCAGCGAGGUGUUGAUGGAGGAGCAGACUCUCUCCAUCGAACAGAGUUACAAGCAGAUCACCAGCGAUGCAUCUGCUUUCUUGGGCGCUGUCAACACCAUCGUGGCUACAACGGGGGUCAACGAGAAGGAAGGAAAAAGGGGGAGGGAGCAGACGGAUGGCAAGCGGGAGAAGAAGCGAGCCCCCUUCAAGGGGCGCUCCUACAACUGCAAUGAGGAGGGGCACAUGGCUGCCAAGUGCACCAACAAGAAGAAAGAUACAACGCUCGCGGCAGCCGCGAACGUAGCUGAAGGAGACGGGAAGGGCGUGGCGCUCACCGUCGCGUGUUCGGCUGCAAAGUUGCUGGCCGACGACAAGGACUUGUGGUUCCUUGACUCAGGAUGCUCCCAACACAUGACUGGCCGCAAGGAGUGGUUCACGGUGAUCCGUGACCCAUCUGCAACGAAAUCAGUCAAAGGGUUUGAUGGUUCUAUGCAGGAAGUUGCCGUUGUUGGUGAGGUUUUGCUGGAGGGCACUAACGGCUUGCGUGUGACCCUAUAUGAUGUCCUCUUUGUGCCAGGAAUGAAGGCCAACUUGGUCUCCCCUGGGCAACUCUUGGACAAGGGAGCAAAGCUACAAACCGAGGAAGGUGUCACUCGCAUCAUCGCAUCAGGAGGUCAAGUGGCUGCAACGGCACGAUACCGCCAUCGCCUUCACUGCCUUGACCUUAAACCGGGGCCAGCAAGGAACGGUGCAACGGCAGCAGUGGCAUGCAACGGCAUGGCGGCUGCAGCGGCAUGCACCGAUAUGGCGGGUGGAGCGGCGAGCAACGGCACAGGGGCUGCAUCGGCGUGCAAUGGCACGGCGGCUGCAACGGCAAGCAACGGCACGGCAAAGGAGAUUGCUGAUGUGGUGUCAAGCAAGCCGGAAGCUAAAUAUGGAGCGGCCAGCCUCAAGACGUACGCGGUGGGCUCCAAGGCAACGCCCAACCUGUGGCACGCUCGCCUUGGACACGUCCACUUCGAUGCGGUGAAGCGGACAGCCACGAGCGGUGGCAUGUUCGGUAUGGAUCUGGAGAAAGGAGGUGAGGAUAUGCCGUGCACCUCCUGCCAUGAAGCCAAACUCACUCGUGAAUCAUUUCCGCUGCACGACAAGCAAGAGGAGCAGAAUCUGCCGCCACCACGUACCGUCAUCGUGGUCCCGGUACCGUCUGUACAAGGGGGCGAGAAACCCCUUGAAUGCUCGGUGGGCCCUUUGGGCACCAAGGCACCUACUGCACCUCCUCCUCCUGGUCCACCCUCUGUUGCUGAUUCGACGCCUGUAGGACCAGAGGAUGGUCCUCUGGAGGUUGACACCAGCAUGGCUGAUCACGAGGAGGAGGAAGAAGAAGAAGCAGUGGAUGAGCAGUCACCUAUGGCCCAUGAGCAUGAGCCUUCACCUGCAGUUCCCCCCUUCCAGCCCAUUCCACCACCCCCACGUCACUCCAGCAGGCCUAACAAGGGGGUGCCACCCGUACGGUUUCAGCCAUCAGCCAUGACGGCCCUAGAUGCGGAUGAUGAGGACAACCCGUACGACGUGGCAUACCUUGCUGAGGACGAGUGCGACACGGACAGCGAUGACGAAGUGGAAUACCCAGACGAGGAUGAGGAGGAGGAAGGCGCUUGGGGAGGUGUCAUCCUCGACCUGGCAGCUGCGUUGACCAGACCUGAAGCGGCAAGUGAAGACCAGCAGCUUCUGCAGGACCUGAAGGGGCUGCUGGCCAAGGCGUUUCAGCUCCGUGAGGUGGAGCCAGUGGAGCGCUACCUGGGACUGCAGAUUGAGCAAGAUCGCCCCAACAGGACACUCUUCCUGCACCAGAAUGCGUACGUGGCGAAGGUGCAGCAGCGUUUCUUCAAGGGGGCGCCACCAAAGAAGCAGCCUAUCACUCCUCUCUCCUCUGCCAUCUUUGCCAAGCAGGAUGCCGGCCAGUUUGCCAAUCGUACCAUGACCGAGUACUUGUCAAUUCUCGGCAUGGUGCAGUUUGCAGCCAUCUCAACCCGUCCUGACCUCUCUUUUGCAUGCAGUCGCCUUGCAGCAGGUGCACACGUCAGGACCGAUGCGCAUUGGCAUGAGCUCUUCCGCACACUCUCCUACAAGGUGGCUGUGGGAGUUUCAACUGCUCAAGAAGGGUGUCCCCACCACCCUGACAGUUUCUGCUAA